Molecule: messenger RNA, 1783 nt
Organism: Scleropages formosus (Asian bonytongue)
Lineage: Eukaryota; Metazoa; Chordata; Actinopteri; Osteoglossiformes; Osteoglossidae
Gene: tcf23
Product: transcription factor 23
Exons: 3
Coding region: 244-804 (186 amino acids)
Biological process (GO): developmental process; regulation of transcription by RNA polymerase II
Molecular function (GO): RNA polymerase II transcription regulatory region sequence-specific DNA binding; protein dimerization activity; DNA-binding transcription factor activity, RNA polymerase II-specific
Source: RefSeq, a predicted model, not a curated record
GCUCCGGCUCUCCCCAGGGGCCGCUCCCUUGGCAGCGGGCGCCCGGGGGAGGCAGGGAGGGAGGCCGUGCAGGAGAUAAGGCCUGCUUGAAGAUCCCCUUCAUUACCUCACCAGAUAAGGCGAGGGGAGGGUGGGAGGCGGGGAACCCAGCGCAGGAGGGACACCCAGCGGAGUUUCGCUGUCGAACGGGGGGUCCGGGCGACUUAUUGCGCCUCUCCUUUCCUCCCCACCAGUAACCUCACUAUGGCGGAGAAACAUCCCAACCCAGAUGCGCUUGCCGCCGCUGCCGCCUCAACGGAGCUCUGCGCGGUGGACAGGGGCCACCCUACCGACGAGGGGGGCUUCCACCGCGCUUCCGCCGCAAACAGGGACCCCAGGAAGUGGGGCAAGUCUGGGUCGGGGGUCCAGCCGAGGGCACUGAGGUCGCAGCCCCCCCUUGAGAACGCAGCCCGGGAGAGGAGUCGCGUGCAGAACUUGCGCCAGGCCUUCCACAGCCUGCAGGCCGCCCUGCCCUCCGUGCCCCCCGACACCAAGCUCUCCAAGCUGGACGUGCUGGUCCUCGCCACCAACUACAUCGCCCACCUGUCUCGUACCCUGGACCAGGGAGGGCGGGGGAGCCAGCUGCCUGCGUCCCGCAGGGCAGAGGGCUACCUGCACCCUGUCAAGAAGUGGCCCAUGCGCUCCCUGCUGUACUGCGGGAGCGUCGAGGAGAUGCUGCGCGCGGUUCCGACCGCUCGCGCGGAGAUCUGCGAAGAGGACGAUGCCCGAUCGCUGACCCCUGACCCCAUGGGCCAAAGAGAUUAAACGUGGAAGAAAUAUGGAUCAUCUCCAUCCGACAACCACGAUUAUCAGUCAUCAUCCUUUGAAAGCACUCUGGUAAAUGGUGACCAGCUCUAUAUAUGGGAAAGGUACGUUACAGCUGGUCCAGAUGUUACGUGAAAAUCAGUUGCACUACUAAUCAUUUGUGACAGUAGCAAAUAAAAGAAGAAGCUUUUUUCCCCCCCUUUCUGUGCCGCGGUAUAAAUUUGGAUUUGUGUUUCCGAUUGUCGGGUCACUUCGGAUAGCCGGCGGGGGAGGAUUGUUGUUGGGGAUUUUGGACGCGCGUAGCCGAGGACGAAAGAGCACUUCCCGUUUCCCGAAAACAAACGACCUUCUGCAAGAUGGACACGGACCGCAGCUCGAAUCACAGCCUCAAGGAACUUUAAAUCGAAUGACCGGACACGUUAAAUUGUCGAAGCAACGAGCGCUUUGGACCCAUGUCCCUCGUUUCCAAAUGGUCCCCCAACGAGAGUUUAUUGACCCCUUGUAGGUCUCGCGGUCUCGCCAGUGUUCGCUGCUGCCGACUGUACCGUGUCUCUCGGAAAGAAAAUACGAACAUUUACGGUGUUUUACUGAGUUUCGGGAUUCAUUUUUAAGUUGAGUUUUACCACAUGGCUAAAGAAAAGAAUCACACUCAUUUAGCGAUCAGUCACAUUUGCCUGCGUGACAAAACCAUUUUACAAUGCUGUGUAUGUGUAACAUUUCUAAUUGAUAAUCUCUUAUUGGUCAGCAACAUAUAUUCUUGUGCUUUUCCCCACAUUUAAAAAGAAUAUAGUUUGUCUAAUUCUGCAGGCCUUCGCUGAAAAUAAAUAAUGAUGAAACACAUGAAUUGCAGUUUUUCCUCACAAUAACAUAUGCGUUUAAUGUAUUGGAGAGUUUUGCGUUCCUUGUAAUGUUUUAUUCUUCUCCCAUCUUUGUCGUAGACGGUGGCUAUCAUGUCUAAUUAUAAAUCUGAAAAAUUACA